ACGUGAAUGGUUUCCGAAAAGUUCAACCAAAACCAGAUUUUGGUAAAAAUAAUUAUCAACAUCUAAAACGCAAUGCUUCCCAUCACACGCAACGUCGCUGCCGCCUUUCGGCCAACAGCCUUCUCCAUCCGGCUCAUGUCUACCAAGCGCAUCUUUGUGGGCAACCUCCCCUGGGCUGCACGGACUGACGAAAUUUCUGCCCUCUUUGCUCAGUACGGUGAAGUCAAGGCCACUCGAGUCAUGAUUGACCGUGCUACAGGGCGAAGCCGUGGCUUUGGGUUUGUGGAAAUGGAGGAGGAGGAUGCUCUCAAGGCCAUCAGCUCGCUCAAUGGUAGCAACUUCAAGGGUCGGGAUUUGAGGGUUAACGAAGCUACAGAAAUGCCUGAUCGUCCUCCCCGUGAACCCCGCAACAGGUUUUAAUUGGUGCCAGAGACUCAACGUGACGUUUACUUCUCCCUGUUCGCCGAUAUUCAGGCGCUGGCAAGCGGCGGUCGGUGCUUUAAUUUAUUAGAGAAACCACUUGAUGGGAAAUCUUAAUUGUUGAGAGCCGUAUUCACACUUCACUUGGCCCGCUGUCCCGCCAGCAUGGAUCGUAUUGUAUUCUGCUUUUAAAUAGCCUUCAAUAUUGGUACAUGUAUAUAGACAUCUUGUCUCUUUAUUUGCGAGCAAAUCUUUUCAUGUCAUUUAAACGCAUCUUUUCGCGCAACCAAGCAGAGUCUCGGUAAUAUCUGAGAAUGAAAGGUGGAUUAGUGCCAAUAUCUAUAUCCAGCCGCACCGAUGCAACAUACUUUGGAUCGCAGAGCUGUAUUAUUGCGCGCAGGUAGUAAAAGUAGUAGACCAUCUCGGCUGUGUAAAAGACAGGAAUUAGUUUAAGGGCUACCCCCUAAAAUGCUUGAACUGACCUAUUCGAAA
This is a messenger RNA of Spizellomyces punctatus DAOM BR117, 912 nucleotides long. RefSeq lists its product as uncharacterized. NCBI's taxonomy places the organism in Eukaryota, Fungi, Chytridiomycota, Chytridiomycetes, Spizellomycetales, Spizellomycetaceae. The record is from RefSeq and is a predicted model, not a curated record. The transcript has 2 exons. Bases 73 to 420 code for a protein of 115 amino acids. Gene Ontology annotation, cellular component: cytosol. Gene Ontology annotation, molecular function: mRNA binding.